CUUCUCAGCCACAAGGAGCUCGUGGACAGGUUCCACAAGCCACACUCCAAUUCUUUCCAACACUCUUCUUCCCUACCGGACGAAACCCUAGCUUCCACCAUGGCUCUUCUCCCUCGCGCCGCUCGUUUCGCCGCCAUCUCAGCCCAGAGCACCGCAGGCCUCACGGCGGCGCUUCCUUACUCUUCAUCAUCCCCGGCGCCAUAUUCCCGGCCGCCCCCUCCAUCGACUUCAUCGCCGACGGGGAUCUCGAAGGCGGCGGAGUUCGUCAUCUCGAAGGUUGACGAUCUGCUCAAUUGGGCACGGCGCGGUUCAAUCUGGCCGAUGACGUUUGGGCUCGCUUGUUGCGCGGUCGAGAUGAUGCAUACGGGUGCCGCGCGCUACGAUCUGGAUCGAUUCGGUGUCAUCUUUAGGCCUAGCCCUCGCCAGUCUGAUUGCAUGAUUGUGGCUGGUACUCUUACCAAUAAGAUGGCUCCUGCUCUGCGCAGGGUUUAUGACCAAAUGCCAGAACCUCGAUGGGUAAUUUCUAUGGGCAGCUGUGCGAACGGAGGCGGUUAUUAUCAUUAUUCGUACUCCGUUGUGCGGGGCUGUGACCGAAUCGUCCCCGUCGAUAUCUACGUCCCUGGUUGCCCUCCCACUGCUGAAGCUCUACUGUAUGGCAUCCUCCAGCUGCAGAAGAAGAUCAACCGCAGGAAGGAUUUUCUUCAUUGGUGGACUCAGUGAAAAAGCUUAUUUCUUCACUGUGAGUUAAUCUGGUAUUUAGUGUCUUACCUGUUUGUUGCCAAAAAUAAUUACAGUUAACAGUUUGGGUUGCUGCAUCAUGUAAAUUGAAGGGCAAAAUUUUAAUUUGCAGUAUGUGAUGGCCGUUCCUGCAUAUGUAACAGCGGAUUAUACUUUUAUAUGCAUCUUUUUUUACUUCUAUAUGCUGCCAGCUUGUCUGCUGUUAAUAAAAACAUACAUACUUGAAAAGAUUAUGUGAAUUUACUAUUAAAUAUGCCAUGAUUCCUCA
Molecule: messenger RNA, 1006 nt
Organism: Phalaenopsis equestris
Lineage: Eukaryota; Viridiplantae; Streptophyta; Magnoliopsida; Asparagales; Orchidaceae
Product: NADH dehydrogenase [ubiquinone] iron-sulfur protein 7, mitochondrial
Exons: 2
Coding region: 100-720 (206 amino acids)
Biological process (GO): mitochondrial respiratory chain complex I assembly; electron transport coupled proton transport; aerobic respiration
Molecular function (GO): 4 iron, 4 sulfur cluster binding; NADH dehydrogenase (ubiquinone) activity; quinone binding
Source: RefSeq, a predicted model, not a curated record